Messenger RNA from Panicum virgatum (switchgrass), 1256 nucleotides. Its product is annotated as farnesyl pyrophosphate synthase-like. Bases 27 to 1256 code for a protein of 409 amino acids. Gene Ontology annotation, cellular component: cytoplasm. Lineage: Eukaryota; Viridiplantae; Streptophyta; Magnoliopsida; Poales; Poaceae. Gene Ontology annotation, molecular function: dimethylallyltranstransferase activity; (2E,6E)-farnesyl diphosphate synthase activity. Gene Ontology annotation, biological process: trans, trans-farnesyl diphosphate biosynthetic process. The record is from RefSeq and is a predicted model, not a curated record. The transcript has 12 exons.
CUGAAGGCGAGAUCGAUCGAGCGGAGAUGUCGUCUCGGGUGAUGAAGGCGGCGGCGUGCGGCGGGGAUCAGCGCGGCCUCGACGGCGAGCUCGAGGAGAAGCUCCUCCUGCACGACGGCGGCUUGGCGAGGUGCUCCGCGGGGGCAGCGGCGGCGCUGCAGCAGAAGCGGGGGAUCGAGCGGCGCCGGCUUCCUCCUGUUCCUGCUGGUCCGGGCGGCGCUGACGACGCCGGCGACUACCACGAGAGGUUCGUCCGGGCGUACGACCGCCUCCGGGACGAGCUCCUCGCCGACGACACGUGCGAGCUCACCGACGAGGCCAGGCGCUGGGUCGAGCAGAUGAUUGAUUACAAUGUACCAGGAGGGAAACUGAAUCGAGGUCUAUCAGUGAUUGAUAGUUACCUGCUGUUGAAACAAGGAAGUGAGGUUACUGAAGAUGAAUUUUUCCUUGCUUGCGUCCUUGGUUGGUGUGUUGAGUGGUUUCAAGCAUGUGCACUGCUGCUUGAUGAUAUCAUGGAUGGUUCACACACGAGGAGAGAUCAAAUUUGCUGGUACCGACGACCCGAGGUUGGUCUUCGGGGUAUAAACGAUGGUAUUCUACUUAAAUGCCACAUUGCACGUUUGAUCAAAAGAUACUUUAGAGAAAAAACUUACUACAUUGAUAUCUCUGAAUUAUGGAACGAGGUUACUCUGCAGACAUCUCUAGGACAGAUGCUUGAUCUUAUUAGCACACAUAAUGGCGCAGAUGAACUUGCAAAAUACAAUAUAGAAGGAUACCGUCGUAUUGUCAAGUACAAGACAUCUUACUACUCCUUUUACCUCCCUGUUGCUUGUGCAUUGCUGUUAUCUGGUGCAAAGUUGGAAAACUUCAGUGAGUUAAGGGAUAUACUUAUUGAAAUGGGUGUAUAUUUUCAAGCACAGGAUGAUUACUUGGAUUGCUUUGUAGAUCCUAAUACCAUAGGCAAGAUUGGGACUGACAUUGAGGAUCACAAGUGUUCCUGGUUGAUUGUACAAGCUCUGGGCCAUGCCAAUAUUAACCAGAUAGAAGUAUUGCUUAAAAAUUAUGGGAAGAAGGAUUCAACCUCGGUUUCAAAAGUGAAAAGUACUUACUCGACUCUUGAUUUGAAGGACAUGUUCUCCGAGUUUGAAGAUCGAGCUUACAAGCACUUGCUCACAUCAAUCGAAGCUCAGCAUGACCUCGCGGUGCAGGAGAUCCUGAAAUCGUUUCUGAAGAAAAUCCACCGAAGAAAAAGGUAA